This is a messenger RNA of Porites evermanni, 37086 nucleotides long. The record is from the annotation of a GenBank genome assembly. Lineage: Eukaryota; Metazoa; Cnidaria; Anthozoa; Scleractinia; Poritidae.
AUGAUUACAGUUCUUUCAGAUUAUACAGUAAUUGUCCAGACGGCUAAUAAAUUGGGGGCUGGAACGGAUGCUACGGUAAAAAUCAAAGUGGAAGGUACGAAGGGAAUCGCAGAACGGAAUCUAGAAGGCAGCUUUGAACAAGGAGAGUAAGGAAAAUGUUUUCUGUAAUUUCCACGCUACCGAUUUUAAUUAGCAUUCUAUAUUCUAGCUACGGCUACGGGAGCGUCAAGAGAGCAAAAGAUAAAAAGUCUGGAUGGUCAUCACACUUUUUGAUUCUUUUUGUGCGGUCCUUUGCACGUGAAAAUCCUCUUUCCAAGUGUUACUAGAUUACUAGGAUCUGAUUUAACACACACAAAAAUAAUUUUCUUUCAGUCUCCUCUAUAAACUUGGGUGCGUUCCGUUAGAAUUCAACAACAAAAAACUCACCUAAGACUUGACAGACGCAAGUAGGACUAAUCGCUACGACAUAUGCAGUUUGUUUUAUUCGAUAGAUGAUGAUGAUGAUGAUUAAAAAUUCUGUAUACUGAGGAGGUUUAAUUUUCAGUUCAAUUUGUUACUCAGUUCUCACUUCUUUAUUGUUAGAGUUGCAUUGUCUAUAAUUUUUCAUCUAACGUAUUUUAAUACAUUAAAAGCAUAAGAUGCUGUAGGAAAACUUUUGCAGAUUGCAGAUUCACUUUACCUACAAGCAGUGUUACUAAAGAGUAUCAAUAGGCCCUCGAAAGGAGAGAACUUUACAGUAAAUUAAAGCUGGAGGAGUUGCUUCUUAUAGCUGAAAAAUAAUAGCAAGAAGUAUGGCAAUUAGCUGAUUCUGAAUAUCCGGGACUGACACAGAGAAAACAAAUAAGGGAAACAAGGAACCUUGUUUGUUUCUUCAGAAAAAAAAGUAAGGAAGUUAUUUUCCUGUCUGUUAAAAAUUGAUCGGUUCACACUUCUAAAAAAAGUGUACAAUAAAAUCUUGAGAUAUUACAAUCCAGUCUGUUCAAAUUACCGAAGAUUGAGAAUUGUAAGGCUUUUGUUCCCAAAUAGGAAAUUUUUAUAAACUGGCCAAGGAUUAUCAUCAUUAGGUUUUCAUUUAGGCGUCUGUACUAUGUAAAAUGAAAUUAUCUCGGAGGGUGUUAUUCGUCCCGAACCCAUCCCAUCUACUCACAAGUUCUUCAUAUCAUGCUCAGCCUUCAUCCAGUUAUUGUAGCCCACUCACAGUCCCUCUAUUUUCUCCUCAGAGAUCGUCGAGCACGCGUAUGAAAAUAGAAAUCGAGGGGAUUUAUUAACUGCUUUAGUGCAAGGGGGUCGUUCUUCCUCUCCACGCUCGCUCUCGCGCGCUCGUUUCGCUCGCGUGUUAGUAGCUUUUCGAAAAGAAAAAGAAAACAACAUCUGUGUACAGGCUACAGUAAUUGUCAAUUAUUGUUUCACUGAGAAACUAACACUUCAGUACUUUUCUGUACGAUUUCUUUACAUAUGAAUGAUGUGUACAGUCAUGUUUCACAACAAACAUCAACCUCGUUACCCGGGAGUGGGGGCGGGGGGGAGUCUAAUGGGGAUAUGCCGCUGGAUGUAGAAGCAUAUUGACAACUGGAGUGACCAAAAUGGGCCGAAAAUUUCGAAUUUUGUGGGUAAGUAGGGAUUCAAAAUGGGAAGAUUCUCGGUUAAAAAAAUCAGAAACUUGAAGUUGUUGUCUAGUAAAUUUGUAUAGGUAAUAGCAUAAUUUGUAGUGAUAUUUGGCAUAAAUACCACGAGUGAUAUUUCAAAAUUGUUAUACGGAAUUUCACGAGCCGUUAGGCGAGUGAAAUUUGAGACAAUUUUGAAAUAUCACUAGUGGUGUUUAUGCCAAAUAUCACGUACAAAUCAUGCUAUUAAUUGUUUAUAUUACUACUCUUAGAAGGUUUGUAAUUUUCACAUGUAGGUAUUUCAAAUUAAGCUGAAAUACCACUGCUCCAAGCCAAUCAAAUUGCAGAAAUUUCUCCUGUAGUAGUAUAAAACAAUAAACUCGCAUUGACCGCAUUACAUUCCGUUCUUGCAAUGGCAUUGAUGUGGUAGGUUAACAGAAAGUGACUAAGUUGGGAUCGCGAAAAUUACAUGUUCCAAAAAGUGACUAAGAUGGGGUCUAUAAUUGGCCAAAAAAUAGACUUUAAUGGGGUAGGGGCUCUCAGAGGCCAGAGGCACAUACCCAGCAAACAUUAACCCAAGUACUCCCCCUCCCGGGCCUCGUUAUCGGCGCUAUUUGCCUUUUCUAGCCGUGAAAAAAAAGCCCUCAGGAAUGGUACUGAGAAAAAUAUCUGAAACACACUGUUGAUCAAUCUUGAUGUUCUAAUUACUAACACUACAUUUUUUUUCCCUUUUCGCUGUAAUUAUUAAUAUUUUAACAGUUAUGAAACAUUCCAUUUCUCUGACUGGGACAUUGGGUAUGUUAAAGGUCUGGAGAUUUAUCGUGGCAACGAGGGGGCUUUUCCUGGCUGGGAUUUGGAAUACGUAAGUGCACUCGUUUAAUAACGAAUUGAUUUUUUCAGUCCCUCAAUAACUUGCAUCGCCAUCAUGUUUUUUGGAUAAAAAAGCCAAAAUAAAUUAUAGAUGGCAUUGUACGAAUUAAAAUCCAUGAGCGCUUACCAUUUGUAUGGAGGGGGGCGUAAGGGGGGUACGAAUACCGCAAUACCGCAUCAAAAUUUAGCCAAUUACCGAAACCGCAGUUACAAAUGGGAAAAAGUUGACAUUGUCAAUACUACAAAUCCUCCUUUCAAAUAGAAAUAAUACUUUUAUGUCAGUGUUUCCAAAUCAUGGUGCGUCGAUGUCAAGCGUACGAUAAACAUAAAAUCAUCGCACUGGUUUUACUUUAUAUAUUCCUGACCUGGAUCAUAAACGGACGGAUGACAGUUGACUCUUAUGAGGUUGUUUCAGAUUCACAGUUGACACACAGUCGGUUCUGUGUUGAGGGUUUCAAAAUGUCGACCCUGGCUGCCUUUUGGAUUCGAAGGGCACAUAGCACCCGGGGGGGGGGGUACUCCCUUGCAAGAGGCUAAAAGGGAUGUGCCGCUUGAUAGGGUCGCAUUUUCACGACUGGAGUGACUAUAAUAGGGUCGCAUUUUCAAUAGAUUUACUUAAUGGGGUCGCAAAUUUUCGGAUUUUUGGGAUAGGUAGGGAUUCAAAUGGGAAGAUUCUCGGUUAAAAAAUCAGGAAGUGGUUGUUUAUUAAAUUCAACAAUAAGCUCGCAUUGACCGCAUUACAUUCCGCCGCUUGAAGCUAAAUAAUGAAGGCAGGCGCGGGUGAGGAGAUUGGUGCGGGAGCUGCUUCGCCGCUCACAGUCGUGCUGCGACAAAACCAUGUAAAACUCCCAUGGGGUACUUGGGUUAAUUUUUACUUGGUAUGUGCCACUGGACUCUCAGAGCCCCUACCUCAUUAUAGUCUAUUCUGUGGCCAAUUAUAGACCCCAUCUUAGUCACUUUUGAUCAAAUAUUUAAAUUUCGCGAUCUCAACUUGGUUACUUUCUAUUUUUUUGAUUGACCAUGUUUUAGAAUGAAUGAAGAACACUUUACUUUUCAUCUACAAUACAAACAUUCUGGUACCUUUGCUAACCGUAAAUAUGAAGAACUGUUUUAUCCCAAAAAAGCAGAACAUGUGCGACCCCAUUCUAGUAACUCUCUAAAAAUGCGACCCCAUUAUAGUCAAUCCAGUCGUGAAAAUGCGACACCAUCCAGCGGCACAUCCUCAUCCUCCCCGGCCGCCAUGGUACGUAGGCUAAGCACACACGAAUACUAGUACAUUCCAUAUUCCUGCAUGCACAACGAGAAGGACGAGUAUUAAUUUUUAGAUCACAUCAUCUUCAUGGAUUAUCUUUCGACACUACACAAUUUAUAACGACCUCACUGACCUCACUAUUUGCUGGAAAAUCUGACUGAUCACUUAGUUGACCCUCUGGAUCGUUCGCCAUUGUUUUGCGACUAGCACACUCCCGAAGGGCCUCUGCUCGCAGGGUAUGAGGUCAUAAAUAAUGCAACAUGUUUACGUAUCAUUGGAUAAAAAAGUUAAUGUCGUUAAUCAUAUCAAGUAUUAACUGAAAUUACAAGCCAUACGAUUUGUCUGCACUGUUUGCGCAAUACGAUCCCCGACUGUGCAACUACAGGAAGAAAAAUUUAAACUUACCGCACACCGCUUGGACUCUGAAAACCGCAAUACCGUACUUUGAAAUAAAAAUUACCGCAACACCGCACCAAAAAUAACCCAAUACCGCAAUACCGCAAACCCUUACGCCCCCCUCUGUAUGGAAAACCCGGUAAUUCCGGGCAGAAUUUAAAUGGAACGGUUCAUCCCGGUAGAAAUUUUCCGGAAUAAAAGUAAUUAUACCUUUCGAAGUAUUACUUUUUUCCCGUUCUUACCGAAACGACGGAAAUUUUUUUGCACCAUUUGUCUGAUUAACCACUGCCAGGCUUCCUUUUGAGGCGGAAGGUGAUUUGCUUUAACCCAGGUCCACUCCUUUUCUGGUGUUUUGCAAAUGGUACAACUCUAACCCAUUCGUCUUUUGGAAAACGUUUUCAAGUCCAGUAUCAUUUGUCAGAAAUGUUUUACCGAAAUUUUGUUACAAAUGGUAAGCGCUCCAUGUUUCAUGUUUAUCAUCAGUUAUCGACCUGCAUACCGUCGAACUUCCAUGUUUGACUGCCUCUCUCUAGUACGCGACUACCGAUCCAAAAUACUAAAUUUUCUCAUUCAACAAAGUCUUGUUCUUAGAGACUAUCCUACACUACUCGCACCUGUCUUAAGCAGUCUCAACCUCUUUUUGAGGUAUGCCCAGCGGUCGACCGCUCGAGAUGGUCUGAUCGUUUUGUUCUCUGUAUGAACUCUAAUUUUUACUCGGAGUAUGCAAAUAACACUUUUAGCCCCAUGAAGGAAAAUCAAAAUACACAUAUCGUAAAGUGGAAAUUGCACGCAAAAAAAUUCUCCUCCCUUAAGUGGAUGAGUCGGGACCUCGGAAUAAGGAUCCGUAUGUUGGUCAGUCCUCGUGAGCCAUCACCUCCCGUAAGCAGCCGCUCAGAACUUCACGUUAUUGGGUGAUAACUGCCUGUAGUUUCUUUUAUUGCUAGAUCAUCAUUAAGGUUGUUGGAGCUACGGACAGCAUAUUUAACUACCAUGAAAGGGUCAGAUCUGGAUGGACUACACUUACCCGUGAGUAUACCCCGGUCCAUAAACUGAUGAACUACAGUAACUGUGUGUCCUCUCUUCAAAGUCUUUCCCAAAAAUCCUAUUCAUCAUUUUCACAUUACCCAUAAACCAUCUUGUUUACAAGCACAAAACUUGCACAAGCAUUGUCUUCCAUUUUUUUCAUGGGAUAGCCUGAUUUUGGGGAGGCGGGUCUGUACACAGGCUAUUCAUGGGACGACUGUAAUACUUGAUAAAGGCACUCGGAUUUCUCAAUGGUGUCCCUGUGAAACGGACUUAUGUACCAGACGGAUAGUCACGUGACAGAUGCAGAUUUUUUUUUCACCUAUGGCAUGCCUUUGAAGGGGAAGAGAGUGGGUGGGGAGUUCAGAUAUGCGGAAACGUGACGCUCGCGCGCGAGGAAGCACCUAUCCCAUUCCCUUUCUCCUUCAACCUGCCACUUGGGUUAGUGAACUCCUCUCUGUCUUGUAUUAGAGGAGGUAGUAUAGGCGACUAAAAUGUCUUUGAAAUGCCUAAAUUUUUGUACUUUAGCGUGGUAGCUGUAUUUGCGAAGGGCAAAGUGAGCCCCAGUCAUUUAUUUAUUCAUAAUCAUGAUCAUGAUCAAUAUAGAAGUACUAGAAGAUGGUAUCGACUGUUUAGAAACAGCUUCCGAUGGACUGUUUAUCAUUGCUUCCUUUAUUCUGUGCAACACCAUAUCCAUGACGGGAAUGGCAUACGACCCACACCAAAUUUUUAGUAUAGGUAAUAGCAUGAUUUGUAGUGAUAUUUGGCAUAAAUACCACGAGUGAUAUUUCAAAAUUUUUAUACGUAAUUUUACGAGCCGUUAGGCGAGUAAAAUUUGAGACAAUUUUGAAAUAUCACGAGUGGUGUUUAUGCCAAACAUCACGUACAAAUCAUGCUAUUAUUUAUUUAUACUACUACCCGCAAAGGGUUCGUUAUUUUCACAUGUAGUUAUUUCAAACUGUGCACUGAAAUACCACUGCUCUAAGCCAAUCAAAUUGCAGAAAUUUCUCAUGUAGUAGUAUAAUUGGCCAAAAUUACACUAUUCAUAGAACAAGCUUGAAGUACACGUAGCCAGUCUAGUUGGAGAUUUAUUUUCCUUAAAACGCCAGACUAGACUAAUUUAUGUUUACUCUAGAAAUAGUAUUUCUAAUUUUUAAAAUUUUCAUUUAUAGUUACAUGUCUUGAUGGCCAUCAAGUGAACGAUCAGCAAUACUGUUCUCCAGGUACGUCAUCACAAAUUUUGUUCUUGCUAUUCAGUCGUCAACAGAAGAUGAACAUCUUCAGAGCCUACGGGCUGCCGUGUGGCAAUUUUCUUACCCCUCACGCUCGUGGGCAUGCUCCCUAAGGUGGCCUAUACGAGAAUACUGCGCCAAAAAGGAGGAGUACCUCCCUCAGUGUAGAGAUUAUAAAAGGUUAGGCAACGAGUCAUGGACAAGAAAUGGGCACAGACAACUAUAUAGGGUCUUCUUCAAUUUACCUUGACGACACUCAGUUAACCGCUCAUCCUUUGUUUUCUUUUUGGAAAGGUUACUCAAGAACAAUGUGUCUCAAAAUCAUUUCUUUCUAUUUCGGUCAAAACUGUCAAAAAACGAUACCACUUUGGAUCUCUUGGCAGAACAUCGCCGUACAAAAAGUUUGAGUUAGCCCCAGGGCCCCAAGUUAUAUGCAUGCACGCUCACUGACAGGAUUAUGGCGAGAGUCUUCUUCGCGUGAUCUUGCGUGACUUCUCGUGACUCACCCCAAAUGGAUAGCUUUCUCGUAAAUGGAUGAAAUAGUUCGCGCAUAACGGCCGAAAAUGGGGUCCCGUUCUUUUGUUUGAAGCAGCGAGUUUGAAAUUCGUAUCCGAGACUUGGUCACAAUUUUCCUAUUUUAAUAGGAAAACGCUCGACGUGCGGUGGUGACGGCAUCAACUCAAAACCUAUGGGGCAAUUAAUUCAGUCUUCCUGCAUGAGAUCGCUCUAUCAAAUUAAGGAAAUCUUGAGCGAGACCGAGUCAAAACGGCUAGAAAAACCGUUUUCCAGACAUAACCAGAACAUGAAAACAACAUGCCAAAUGAAUUUGUCCUACCAAACUAUAAACAACAGGAUCACCACUUUCUACUGUUUUGAUUAUUUCUUUGUUUUUUUAAAAGUGUAGUUUAUCAUAAUUACGUCAUCAUUUGUUUAUUUUUCUUAGAUUAAUGGCUGAAGGGGAUGACAAAAACAAGACAUGACAACCCCUCUUGACAAAAUCAAAAGUCACCAUGACCAUUGUGGCGUAAACUAUGAUAAAUAAAAUCGUUGAUUAGUGGCCUCUUUAUAGGAUAUUGUAAGUUUUACAGUUCUUAAAAAUUAACCAGUGUCAUCAUUAGUUUACAACAGGACAGGUUCAAGAAAAAAAUUUUUUCUCUCCUGCGAAACAGUGGAAAAGCUUCGUUGCGAGAACUUUCAGGGCUAAUCAGUUCUCUGAAACUUUUUCGACUUUUCCUGAUUGGUGAUUCCAGUCCAGUGUAGCUCCUACGAAGAAACUGAAGUGGCUAUCCAUAGUAUAUUUACACGAUUCGUAGCACAGUAAACAGGCUACAAUCGGCGGCGAAAAAUCGGUCUGGACCACCCCCGCCCUGGCCCUCCAUUCAAAGCUGGUAUGUUUGUUGUUUGUUUGGCUAGCACUGGAACGUGGAAAAAACAUUCUUUAGAGAAGGUGUGUAGGGAAGUGGAGGGCAUUAAAAGCGUCAGUUCAUUUUUUCUACGUCAAAACAAGUUAGCAUGAGUGAAGGCAAAACGCGAGAAAUGUCCUUGAGGGCAAAGUGUCUGAACUAAUCUUGUUUUGUACGCCGAUUGUAGCCUGUUAAUAAAGGCUAACAUUUAAAAGUAAAUCUGCAAAAUCGGUGUAUGAAAACGCCGUGACAGAAACAAAUGAAACAGUAAAUACUGUAAUCAGCUCUGUGCUAAUGUGCACUUAUAACCAUGAUCACUAUCGUCCAAUCCAUGUAUUUGCUGGCACCCACUCAUCGAAGUUGAAGAAUUGUUCGUCGUCUAUUUUAAUCUGAAAGGAAUUCAAAUGUCACCCAAGAAGUCAGUUUAGCACGUCUUGAUUCGAUUCAAUAAAUUCACGUCAUAUCAGAAACGGUUUCAUUUUAUCAUAUGUUACUCACAUAGUCGAGAAACCAAUUUGGACUAUCAUUUCUAUCAUCUCGAUAAACCUCCACUCCCGUUACCGUUCCAACGUGGUAAGCUUGAAAAACAAAUUCGUCAGUUCUACAACAAAAAAGCCAAAAGCCCAAGGUUAACUGUUAUUCAAAAGUCCCCACGUGCAUGGACUGGAAAAUAAAAAGAACUAUAUAUGGAUAGGAAUUUUCUCGCCAUUGAUUAAAAAAGGGUACCGACGUAAUCGGUCUUAACAAGCUUUUCAUCAGAACUGUAAAGUAGUCCGGUUGACGUUUGCCUCUGGAAAAGCUAAGAACUGCGAGUACAUGCAUGAAUUUAAUCGAGCAACGCCCUUGGCAAUUUUAGUUACGAAGUCACUUUUUAAGGAAUUUACGAAAGUUCUACACGGAUUGCUUUCCGAUAUCUUAAAAAGAGAUGAUGACAAUAUUGAGACGCCAUUGAAUUUUAUAAUUGAAAAAGCUGGAUAAACAGUUAGGUGAAUUCUGUACAUUAUACUACUACAUGAGAAAUUUCUGCAAAUUGAUUGGUUUAGAGCAGUGGCAUUUCAGAUUAAUUUGAAAUACCUACAUGUGAAAAUUACAAACCUUUUGCGGGUAGUAGUAUAAACAAAUAAUAGAUGAUUUGUACGUGAUAUUUGGCAUAAAUACCACUCGUGAUAUUUCAAAAUUUUCUCAAAUUUCAUGAGCCUAACGGCUCGUGAAAAUACAUAUAACAAUUUUGAAAUAUCACUCGUGGUAUUUAUGCCAAAUAUCACUCCAAAUCAUGCUAUUACCUAUACAAAUUAUAUACUUUCCGCUCUCCGUCAAUUCCUUUUUCGUUUCUCCCUAGAUACAAUAUACUUGAAAUAAGAAUAUGACAGAAAUAAGAAUUUAUUGUGAAUUAAAAUAUUCAACUUAACCGCCUAGAUUAGCAAUUGCUAUUUUGCGGGCCAGUCUAUUAGAAUUACUAUUUUUAUUGAAUAAAGUUGGAGUUGAAGUUGAAAUUUGUGCGGCCUUCCGAGGUAAUCCAUGGGAAGGCUGUACAGUGGAGCCUCUUCUUUGGGACACUUCUAUUCGAGGGACACCUGAUGGACACCUCCAUUUCAGGAGACACAAAAUUUGGUCCCGGAAAAAUGUUCACAUAAUAUUUGUCUUUGUUACCUCUAUUGAAGGGACUGCACACCUCUGUUCAGGGGAAUGGGACACUUUUUUGGGUCCCGAAACCUAGGUUUAACCUCCAUUCAGAGGACACCUCAGCAAUCAAAAAUAACGACAGCUUUCAAAACAUGAAUUAACUCACUUAAAUCGAUGUACUGCACUUGUGGUAGUCAGAUUCGCAGAAAUAAGUUAAUCCAAGAGCCCUUGGUUUGAUUAUUUCCGCGGUAGGUUUGACUGAAACACAGUCAAACCCUGUAUUACUGACACCCGCUUAAUUUGGACACUCUAUUAUUACGGACAGUUUGCUUUGUCCUUGAGGAAAGAAGGCCCAUUCAUUUUUUAAAAUUCGUCCCGCUUUAUACGGACACACCCCAUUAAUGCGGACACUUUCUAUGGCCCCCUCAGUGUCCGUAUUAAAGGGAUUUGACUGUAAAUUUACUCCCUUUAUUACAAUCUGUCGCUAAUGAGCAAGGACACUAUCUCGUGGUCCCUUCAGUGUCCACAAUAAAGAGCCUGGGAGAGCUCACUUUACUCGACGAAAAACCCCUCGGAGCUACGGUGUGAACUAACAAAUUCAAGCACGGAGGCGGCUAUGCCGGACCUGCAGGAUACGCCGGGGUAACGAGGAGAAUUACACUUACUGUCCUGCAACAAACUCGUUUUUUUCGGGAUCUUCAAGUUGUAUAUCUUCAGUAGUGCCUUUGGUACCAAGGACCCUUAUCCACACGCCUGCAUCAGUUCCAGCGUAGAACCACAACUUGGUUCUUACUGCAACAUGGUAAGCUGAAAAUGAAGCGGCAAGAGUUUGCUUAUUUUUAUUUUUUCAGUAUAAUCAGCACGUCAAAAUGAAACUUUUGCAUUUCGAAUAUCGUACACUUUUUAAUGAACCUUGUUGAUGUAAAAUUUAAUUUUACCUUGCCAACAAAACACAUUUUUUUAGGUUAGUGUGAGAAAUUGAUAAUCUUCACCCUGUCUAUUUCCUAAUGAUGGCAUGUUCUUCGAAACCUUCGAAAAUAGCUACGAAUACCCACUCGGGGUGAGGGAGGGGGGGGGGGUGGGGUGGUGAGAAAAAUGCUCAUUUCGGUCAAACUGCUUGUAAAAUACGUUAUAAUAGUUUAUGCAUUAAGUUCGGUACAUGAAAAGUUCGGCGUCUGAAUCAAAGCCGUUCCAUAAAGUCGCUCCAAAGGCGAAAUUCCCGGCCGGCCUAGGCGAAAAGAACGGCUGAACCGUUCCAAAUUGAAACAGGCGUUCCUAAAUUAUUCAGACGCCGAACUUUUCAUGUACUUAAUUCAAUGCAUUAGGUUCGGCUCAUGAAAAGAUCGGCGUCUGAAUCGGGCCUAAGGAAACCGAUCUUGAGGUGGCUCAGGCUUUUUAUGACCCCUAAAAGAGAUCCUUUAAUUUGUUGUUGAUAUUUGCCCUGUUAGCUAAUUCAAUUUUCUUUGUGGUCAGAACAUAGGACAUCAUGCGAAAGCGGGGUGAGGGAAGUUCAUACAUGAAAUAAUUGAUUGAGGUAAAGGUACGCAUACGAUAUAACUGCAACUCAGAGAAAAUAACAACGAAAUCAAAAACAGGUAUUUUAAGACAUUUUAGGAUUCAGGAACUAUAAUAACGCGGAGAAUACCUUUUUUAUUUUAUUUGAAUCAAUAGACGGGAGCCCAUAUUGCUGAGCGAGCAUCUCCCAUGUACUUAUGUCCGCAGGGUCAGGGGGGUGGCAACUGGCCACACCCAUUUCAUAAUACUGUCGAACCACCGCUAACGACCACCUCUCUACAACGGCCACUUUUUUUCGUACCGGCGGACGAACAUUGACCCUUGUUUAAACCUCGCUACAACGACCACUUUCGUCUGUCCCUAAGGUGGCCGUUGUAGAGAGGUUCAAUUGUAGCAUUUAGACUAGUGAAAGGUCACACGCAGAUGACUUCAGGACUCAUGCUCUUGCAGGACUAUAAUUCCAAAUUGAACCAUUGCUAUGUAGCUGAUAGUCAGACCAAUAAAAUAGCAACAAGUAGCUGUACCUAUAUAGUGGAGUGUAAGCCACGCGGGCUAAUUGUAAGAGGACAGCAUUUCUUGCUUUUAGUCAAGCUAAAUUAAUGACAACUUACCGUACAUCAUGGAACUAGCUGAUCUUCUUCCCGACCACCCAUUUUCUGGGCAGUCUCGUGCAUACUAAUGACGGUUUUAUGUAUGGUUCUUUACAAUUGUUUUGAUUAGUGUCACGCCACCAUUGAUUUGUUAUUAGACUUCAAUUAGUUUUAAAGGUAUUAGUUAUUACAGUCAACUCCCUUUAUAGGGACCUCGAGUUAGUGUCCUCUGUAGCGAGAGUCCGUAAUAGCAGGAGUUUAUUUCAGUCAAACGUCUGCAAUUUACUUUUGCCUGGGAUUUAGCUACUGUCUGUAUUAUCGAGGUGUCCGCAAGAUGAGAGUUGACUGUACUUGAACGCCGUAUAGUUGUAAUAGACCGACAGAACCUAUUCCAGUGUCUUAGUGCUGGUGUGAGGAGGAACGUCCGCGACUCAGCGACAGAAAUUCCAUAUUGAUGACGUAAAAUCUGUUCGGAAUCCGGUCAGAAGCACUGAUUGGUCGACGGAGUAGUUACAUUGUUUUAGCUAUUGUUUACAACACUUUGCCAAAAUCGACCAUAAGACUCGUAAAAUGGGACAAAUUUAUGUUUGGAACCUGGACAAAAGGACUAAUGAACUAGCGAUGGUGGUGAAAGACAUUCGUGCGUUAAGGGACUCAUUCGAGCCCUGAUUGGAAGAAGUGUGAUGGAAAUUUGCAUGGACCGAAAUUAAAAACUCUAGUGUUAAAAAAUAUAAGUCAGAACAGUUUAGAACUUGGAAGGACUUGGACAGAGAGACAAUUUUCGAUUAAUAGUUUUUGAAUGCGCUUGGUAGUUUUUUUGUGAACUUGAAUUCGGUCAAAUUGUAAAAUUCGUAGCUAAGAUUUUGUGUACAAUUUUUGAAUAUAGUUCAUUCUCGUGAACAGAACCUCGUGACAACCAGAUCUAUUAUGUAAACAUUGAUUUGCGUCACCAUUAUGGAAUUUCUAUCGCUGAGUCGCAGACGUUCCUCUGCGCGAAACGUCCUAGCGGCGAAGACCGCAGAGAAACGGAUGUUUUCGCAGGCUACCUCCAUUACUCCGGUCGUUAAUUUGGCCUAUAUAGAACUGAUGUAUCCCAAGUUAACCUGAAGUUUGCGCAGUGUAACCCUGAAACCAUUAAACAAGAAAAAUUCAACUUACUUUUUUCAGCAUCUGAUGAUAGGAAAAAAUUCAAAUGGAAUUAAUAUACUGGUUUAACACGCAUCAAAGAUUAAAUUUCUUAUAAAUUACUUUUAAUUACUUUUUUCAAUUAGUUACUUCCCACUUUUAAACGUUUCACUGAAAAUAGUCAUUAUAAAAAUAAUGAGAUAAAAACGCCCACUUUUUUAACCAUGCAGCCAGCGUUUUUAACUGUUGACAAAUGAAUUGAUCUGUCUCCAGCAUGACUUGAGCUGUAUAGCGUACUUUCCACGUGAAGAAAACGCGUUGAACCCUUGUGUGACGGUAAUAAAUGUCAUUUGUAACAACUGUCGUACUUUGUAAUGUUUUUUUUUCUUUUUUCGUAAUUUGUGGUAACAAACACACUGUGAUUCCUUUGUGAAGGAGCUGUUGCUGCAGUUGUAUAACUAUCGGUUUGCGUCGCAUUUUCAAGCAUUUUUAUUAAGUAAAUAUGAAAACCGAUCAUAAAUCUUAAGUUUCCAUCUUCGACUUUUUGCCAUCUUUUCUUCAAUUUAUGUAGCUCUUGCCUGGAGUUCGUGGAGGCCUAAUCUCUUAUAAGCUCCUAUAGUUUCUGUUUGGUCUCUUUGCCACUUCUUUUUUCUGCUUUUCGUAUAUUAUUUGUAAUUUCUAUCAUUGUGUGGCAAAUAAAAUAACUAUAAAAUAAAAUAAAAUAAUGAAAUAAAAUAAUAAAACUCUUACACUACUUAUUUGCGUUCUUUCUAUAUUUAUCGCAAUAAUUCGAAUUUCAACUUGCUCUGUUGUCAACAAAUAUUCAAAUAUUCCAGAACUUUUUUAUUUUUUAACCGUAUCAAUGUUUCGUGGUUUGUGUUGACAACCUUUCUCAAAGACCACGAGAGGAGAAGGGUAAAGGAAUGUACCAAAAAGUAACUUAUAGUAAACUGGUACCAAAAGGUGUAUUUUGGAAGAUUCGAAAAUGGUCAAUUACAUGAAACAAGCUAGCCCGAAGCCGCCAUAUUAACAUACAUUCUCGUUCCCAUAGCUGCGGUCCUUGCGGUCAGCGCCACGGAUCGAAAGCUUUGGCCUGGAACAGCGCAAGAGCAAUAGUUUCACUUUUUGGUAGUCCGUUUCUGAGGAUGCCAAGAAAACCAGAAGGCAUUGUUUUGUCCGUACACUUCAGGCUUGGGCUCCAGUCAGAGCUCACGGUGGCGCUGACCAAAAACGAUCGGAGUUCUGUGGACAAGAAUGGUGUAAAGAGAGUGGAAGCAGUGCGCAUAAGCAGCUCGUUGUCUGCUGACCUGCUGUUUUCUGUUUCUGGUUUGAUUACAUGUAAAAUUUUCUAUCCGGUUAGCGGGGAUUACGGUGUCAAACCGAUGUAUUGAUUUUUUUGUGUUAAUUAGAAUGCCGAAAUCUGGUGCCUUUCUUGUUAAACGAAUCAGCCCCAAUUGCUAAGAAAAGAUGAGGGCGCGGCCUCGAAAAUAUAAGGGGGGGGGGGAUCACGCCUCUUCCUCCCUCCUAGUCAGCCAAUGAGUCCAGCUAAGGUUAUCAACCCCUUCUCUGGUCAGUCAUGGUUUCAGAACUGCUUUAAGCUAAUGCAGUAAGUUAAGAUAUACCGCACGUACCGUAACGCCGGUGCAUGGUCACACUCCUUACUUAUAGCUUCAGUUACCCAAAUAACCAGUGCAAGCGUACACUACAAAAAGCUUUCUGGUAACUAAAAAUUCAAGUUAAUAAGAUUUUACGAAGAAAAAUACGGCAGCUAAAGGCAAAGAAAGGUUCAACUGGACAAUUUCACCUCUGCAAACAUCACCAUCCGCCUCAUAUCCGAUCUUGCACGUACAGUUAAAUGAACCCCUGGUGUUGGUGCAAUCGGCGUUAACAUCGCAAUCAUGUGUUCCGUCUUCACAUUCAUUUAUAUCUAGAAGGAAUAAUACCAUAUUGAGUCAAGAAACUGAGUUGGAAAUAUGGCUUGCAAAGUAAAUUGAUGAAACACCUAGACUUGCAUACGUCUUCAAGUGGGACCGGAUCGCCAUCGUAUUCCACCCUCUCCCAAGUAAUUUCCAAUGUGCCUCUGAGGAAGCAUCAGGGGAAGCGAAAGGGGAACUGAAUCUCUAAGAAGAAGGAAGUGAAGUACUUGGAUAUUUGCAAUGCAUUUUCAUGUGCGUGCAUGGGUUACCACAAUCGGUUCCUUCUUAUAGUAUGUACAAAACCAAGAUAGAAUGAUCUUGACAAAACUUUGCUGCUCGCCCACAGGCCUCCCAAGCUCACGUUACGAGCUACACAUGCAAUAAAGCCAAAAAGUCGACUAAAUCGAUGAAUUCACACCAAAAAACACAGGAAUUCAUCAAAAGUAAGUCUCUUUUACUCAUUUCGCUGAAAAAAGAUAAAAUAUAAUAAUACUUAGCUUUCGCAGACCUCAGUAUUAUAUCUCACAUACAACGUCCCAACGGUCGCCGGUAACGAGACGACAAAGUAAAUUUCAUUACACUCUCACAGCUUGGGACGCCUGUGCUCGCCUGAUGCCCAGAAGUCGAAGCUCAGAACAUAUAUCACACCAGUACCCAAUUGGCUAUGGCUACCGAUCAAGGAACGAAUCUCGUACAAAAUACUAUUUCUCACGUAUAAAAAAAACUAUGUAUGGCAUGGCUCCAAAAUUUAUAUUGCUGAUAUUUUUCAGCGCUCUAAUCUGACUAGGCAACUCAGAUCCUUUUCAAACAAUCUCCCUGCAAUACGAAAAUCUAAUCGGAAGUCGGCUUAUGGAAACAAAUUACAUCGAUAUUUUCAAGUUGCUGCCCCCAGACUUCGGGAAUGCAUUACAUAACAGCAUAACUGGAUAAAUCCAAUCUUUAAACGUUCUUUAAGGAACUUUUUAUUCUUAGUUGUAUUUCAUAUUUUGGCUAUAGACGAACCCGAAGCGUUUUUCUCACGUUUUAAGAUCCCAGUUCUCUAGAUCUGAAAACAACAGAAUUUUUAAUUUUAUAUUGGUAUUUGUUGAAGUAUUGUAAAGCGCCAUGACCUUGAGCGGGUAGUUUAGAGGAGGGGAAAGUAGACUGGUGCGCCUUUUGACCGCUCUGUUUGGCCAGUUUUUGAUCCGGCUCCCCAUGAAUCAGUCACCGAAACGUUUCAUUCGUGUUGAGCGAUAAGCUCUUUUAAAAUGUGUUUCAUGCUUCCCUUUCGACGCAGUACAGGCCAAGUCAAACGUGGCGAGCCAAUCAAACAAAAAAAAGUGGUUUUAACUCAGCCUGCGCUGCGUCGGUUUCCAUGUUCUCAGGACGGCUUGAAACUUUACAGAGAAACUUGCCAUCAAAUCCUGUUGGCCGGUUUUUCUUUUAGCAUUCGUUCCUUAUGAACUAGAAUUUUGUUUACAGGCUAGCAAUGAAAUCGUAAGCUGCUUCGUUUUUUGUUCCCUUUCAAUUCUGUCUAUUGACUAUUUCAUUAACAUAUUGUGCAAUUUCAAAUUUGACGAAGUUCUUACCGCUUUCACAGUUCUCACCGGUGAAUCCUGAGAGACACUGGCAGCGAUAUUUUUUGUGUGUAUAUCCAGAUUGGCAGGUAGCAUAGUUUUCGCACGGGUCUGCAUCACAGGCACUCUUAACAGAAAGGGAAAGAAAAUAUUGAGUUCGGCCAUAGACUAUUCACCCUCUGAGUCCCCUAUUUUUCCGUAAGGUCGUCAAGACUUGAGCGCUAUAGCCGGCUAUCGUGACCGAGCCUAACUUAAUAAUAAUAAUACUAAUACUAAUACUAAUAAUAAUAAUAAUAAUAAUAAUAAUGAUAAUAGUAAUGAUGAUAACAAUAAUAAUAAUGUUUUUUUAUAUUGCGCAUAAUUUAUGAACGUCUUUGCAAAUAAAUAAGUCUUAAGGGAUCUUUCAAAAGUGUCAAUAGUUGUUGCUUGUCUAAUAUUUAAAGGCAGACUGUUCCAUAACUUUGGAGCAGCAAUCAUAAACGCGCAGUCAUCCAUUGUCUUUUUCGUUUUUAAUGUGCUUCUCGCCACUGGUGACCCAAGCUCGAAAUAUGACCAUCGGCACUGUUGCGCAAUGUUCAAAAUAUAAGGAUUUUUAUGGGAGAAAAACAAUUGUUUCCGUAGCCGACGAAUGUAAAGGUGUUUAUAUAAAAAUCGGCUAACCUUGCUUAAGUUGUGUGUUUCUUCUUUCCUGCGUGGUUUUCGAGCCGAUUUAUGGCUAUUUAAUAGGUGUUAUUGGAACCGGUUUGCUCUCUAUUAUAAUAGAAAAAAAAAAAACCGGUUCCACACCCUAGCCAGCUGUUGAUGAGUGCCAGUCAAUAGAAACUCCGUCUUGUCAUCAUUUAGCCACAACAUGUCUUCUCUCAUGCAAGCACGCACAUCAAGAAUGCAACUGUCCACGGCAGACACGGCUUCGAGUUCGCUUAAGCUACCAGAUGGUCUGAACCCAUAUAUAGCUGAGUGCCAUCGGGAUAAGCAUGCGUAGAAGGUAGAUGUGAACGUAGCAUUACAAACAGCUUGCUAGUAUGGAUCGUAAAUAACAGCGGAACUGAGUAUGAAGCCCGUGGAAGACCGCAUUCUAAAGCAAAUCUGUUUUAGAGGGUGCCGUUAACCGAAAUACGCUGCCCUUUUCCCUCUAGGUAAGAUUGAAACCAGGAAAGCGCAUUACCAAGUAAGCCCAACAGUGACUGCAACCUUCGUAGCAGGAUGCCAUGAUUAACCGUGUCGAAGGCUCAGAUCUAAUAAUACAAGAAGUGUCUCGUGGCCCUUAUCCAAGUUUAUGAGUAAAUUGUUCUUUACCUUGAUCAAAGCAGUUUCGUUGGUAUGAUUUUGUUGGUAAGCACUUUGCAAACAGGGUAGAAAGUAAUUCAGAAUCCACCAUGUGACUUUCGAUCUGAGUAGCCCCAGCCUUUUCCUCUAGCUUAGGUAUUCACUGAAGAUUACUCACCGAUCGAAAGUUCUUAUUGAUGGGUUGGAGACCAUGUUUCUUGAGUAGAGGGUGUACUAAGGCACACCUCCAAUCAUUAGCAAAGCAGGCAAAGUAUCCAGUUUUUAAAAGAUGACUAGCAUAAAGCUUAAAGAUGACUAUCUCAUCUGCUACCGCUAUAAACCCCGACACCCACCCCCAAGAUAAAUUGGAACCAAUUACUGCUAGUGACGGUGAGCGCUUGAUCUUGACGAUCUUAGGGAAAAAUAGAAGACUGUCGAACAGUCCAUGAGUUCCAGAACAAUUAUUUUUACGAUCAAUUAGAAAUCAUACAGGGGCACCCAACGACUUUUUUUCUGUAAAAUAAUUGCCCUCCCCCCCCCUCCCCAGUCGAAGGAGCAACUAUUGCCAAAAAAACAAAAAAACAAAAAACAAAAAACAAUCUACCCCUAAGACAUCCCAACAGAUAAAUAUAUUCUUACGGCAGCUCAGAAUUAACCAAACAGGCUUCUAAAGCCAGGCGAAACUAUUGAGACACUUCUGAUGUAUUUAGAAAUAUUCGGUGGGUGGGUGCCCCUGAUCAUAAGGUAGAAUUACCCACCUCUGCUCCUCGGUAUAAGUAGCCAUAAUUAUCCAUGAACUCAUCAUCAUGUCUUCGAUGAGUUGAGUUGUUCAGCUCACAGCUAAAUGUUCCUUCAGUGUUUGCUGUAGUUUUGAAGUUCAUACUCACACAAUUUGGCUCGUAGUAACAAAGGAGCUCACAGAGGCUUAAAUCUUGGACUUGCUCAGUUCUGAUCGUGUGGUUUAGCAAGCGUUUAUCUGCGUAGAACAAAAAACUAGGGAAUGCCAGUAUACGACAUUCACCUGAAAGAAACAAAAUAUUUAAUUUUUAUGCAUGAUUCUGGGUAGACAUUAUAAGAGCUGCCAAAAUAAAAUUUAGUAUUCAUGUCCCCUUUCACGAAUAUGGUAAAAUAAUACCAACUCCGAGUGCACUUAAUGUCAACAGCCAAGCUUAGUUUGCUACAGUGCAUAUAAAAUAGCAACAACCCGUUGGGAUUAAAAUUCUGGCCAUUCCAGAUGGCCGCUUUCAUUUACAUGACUGAGAAAUCCAAGAAAUAAGAAACUAGAAGUAAUUUAUUUAAGCUCUUGCAAAGAUGAGGGCCACGAUAAAAGGCAAAACUUAAUGUAAACCAAAAACUUAAUUACACAUUGGAGGAAAAAUGGGGUGGAGGUGGGUUGAUUUCUUGAAAAUCUGAAGAUUGAGCUUGCAAAUUGUGAGUGGAAUUGAAGUUGUUCACACCUUAUAACUCCUCGAGAAAGACGAUCAUACGAUUGUGUAAUUUUACUGGGAACAUGGAGAGUAAAUUUAGUGCACAUGUUGAGUAAAUGUACGGAACGAGGACUAUAGUAAUUUUUAUUGAACGUGUUCCAGGGAUAUAAGUGGUCCCUGAGAUCUCCUGACUAUCUUGUGAUCGUUACUUUACAUGACUGUACUUUUUGCCUGUUAUAUAAUAAGUAGCAAAGGCCAAGAGAAUCACAUGUACAUGUCGACGAACAUUAUCAGAUCACCAAAUCAACCACCUCGACCCUACUUUAAACUGUGUAAAUAACUACAUAUUAUUGUGUAGGUGACAUAAAAUUUUUUAUUUGCGAGCAAAUAAACUCAUAUAUUUUUCAACAUCGUUGGAAAACAAAAGCAAAGGAAAUAUCUGUCCGCCGGACGUCUCUGACUGGUCUGUGAUUACAAUACUAAAGUAUCAAACCUAAUUUUCAGCCAAUCAAAAAAGAACUGUAUCAGACCAACCUCGUUACCAGUCAUCCUCAGUGAGUUCAGAUGUAAUGUUUCUAGCAAAGCUUGUUGGGAACUCAGUUCCGAACUUUCUCCACUCACUGGCGUUGCGGGAAUUGCCCUGGAUACGAGGCUGGUAUAAGACACAUUGUUUCUAAGCCAAUCUGUACUUUUUUAAUCAUUAAUUUUCAUCUGCAAAUAAAUGUAUCAAGUUUAUCGUUCUGUCUUCUCGCAAAGACAAAUUUAGAGAAAUAUAAGAGCGAGCGAGAGAGCACGACUUUAUGUUAGCGGGAUUUUUUCGGAUUUUUCUUGGAAAAAAAUAAGGAAAUCAUGAAGCAACACUAAACACUAAACUCGAUACUGCAGAAAUUAUCCUUUGAUAGAAAGCUCCGUAGAUUAAAUGUUUUCUUAAUGAAAAACGAAGAGGAAGUAGAGACUAGCACGAAAGGACAAUAACUAGCGUCCAAGAUAAUGAAGUUGAAAAUGACAUGAAUUUGAACAAUAGCUGGUGGUUUUUGGGAGAGCACCGACCAUAUCACUGCUUUUAAUGAGUAACCGUCGUGAUAUUAUUUCUUCUCUUUUAUGUUUGAAGUUUCCCUCUUAAAACAGCUGCUGUUAAAAUGUUACUGAAUUUCAAUAUAGUUUACUUACGAAUUUCCAGUAAGUCCUACUGAGACAUUAUACACGUUUUUUUUUUUGCAUCCAACUGCCCCGUCGGCAAAAUGCUUAAUUAUUGUUGACAAGAAAAUUUAUCCUUACAAUAGCUUGAGCACGAAGUAUAUUUCUUUCACAUAAGCGAAAACAAACAGGAUUAUCGUAUUAGCACGGAUAUUAAACCCUUUGCUAACCGUUUUUAUUUUAAUUGGAAUCAAGAAACUUAACAUUAUAAUGAGUCCAUUUCUUGACUAGUAUACACACUUUUGCUCCCAAUUAAACAGCCGUACUUGUAGUAUGUUUGGCUACAAAACUAGUGACUCUCGAGGAAAUGUCCUAUCGACGUCGUCCUUAUUAUCCCAAAAAGUGGUGCAUGUAUAUGACAUUGCAGCUAAAAGUCUAUAUAUUAUUUCUUCCGCAAAAGGUAAAAACAAAGAAGGCUUACGUCUUCAGAAAAAGUUUUGAAGGGGCCUUGUUAGGAUAAACGUGGAAUCUAUUUACCGCGUAUCUACUUAAUGGCAGUAUGGUGAGAGGAAAAAUAUUGAGUAGUCAUUAUCAAUAUCUUUUAUGAAGUGCAAAGUGUGGAAAUAUAUCGAUCGGUCUAAGCCGUCAACUCUUGCCUUGUGAAUUCUAGGUAGCUACAAAGAGAAGAGCCCGUACGUACAAUAAAACAGUUCUCGAUACAAGAGAGAUAAAAUGGAUUAUUAUAAACUAUUAUUUACGAUGCAAAAGUAAACUGGUUAAUUAAUUUAAUACUGAGGUCUGAGAUCACAUGCUGUUGUUAUGGUACUAGUAAAGUACGUUUUGUUGUGCCCCUUUCAUGAAUAUCGCGGCUUAUCUUAACUUAACACCACCUUGGACUCGACCGCCUUUUUAAAAUACAGUGAACUCAGUGCAGAAUGAUAUAUUUUGUAGCCCGAUUUCGUUCCAUUGUUGCUCAGUAACAGCAGCUGUUUCUUGGUUUCUAAAUUGUAUCACGAAACUUGAAUUUGUUUUUGUUACGUCAUUUGUAGGUUUAUUCUAUCCCUUUUAUUAUCAGUUUGCAGUGAAAACGGACACCGAUUUUUCUUCAAGCCAGCUUUCAAAUAAAUACUUAUAGUUACGUUCACGUAUUUUAAAGCCAAGGAAUUCACGGCGAAAAGGACUCGAAGAACUUACCAUCUUGACAAGCGGAGACAAAAUUCACUGACAACAACAGUAGGUUAAUGCAAAAGCAAAGAGACUGUCUCAUAUUGCUGAGUACAGGGUUGAGUAACUUGUCAAUAAAAAGUUUAAAUGGUGAACUAAAUAGGUCGCAUAAAAUUAAAUAAGUCUUUCCAUGAAGGCGCUCAUCAUGGGGUAAUAGCUAGGCCCAGGGCCACACGGCUAAAGGUUGAUCAUAAAUAUUAAACAAAGGAAUUCGUGAAAGAGUUUAUUUGAAAGUCAAAAAGGUUUUUGGGCCGUAAUUCAAGCAUAUAACUUUUGUAAAUGCUGCAGCCAUAUACAUAAAUGAAAUGGACCAAGAUUGCCACAAAAAUACCUUUGUAUUGUCUUACCCAGUAUCUCUAGGUUAGAUCCUGGCGUUAUUACGUAAAGCAGUUGGUGUCAGGUGUUUUGAUUAAAAAAGGGACCCAGUCGGAAGAUUCCCAGAGGAAUGCUAGCUGGAUGUGAUUCGCUAACUCGACCCCAAAGUACGGCGAAACACAAUGUCUAGCUGUGACUUAAUUUAGAUUCUUACAAAUUCGUAUUCAUAUGUUUGCCGGUUCUAUUUACUAAUAAUACAAUCAGAAAAUAAAUCCCAGGAAGCUGACUUAUUCGUGUUACUCCUAGACCAUGAUUUCAUGCCGAGUUGAUUUGUAACCGUGGUCUAACUUUCAAAUUUGUGAAUAAAAUCCUAUAGUGUUACCAUUCAUAUGAAACCUCUUUCAACGAAUUUCUGUAUGUUUUUUUUUCUCCUGGUUUAUUCCAAAAAAUGGAUGAAUCGAUUUUGCGUGAAGUUUUCAUUUAGGUUGCUGUUAGGAAGUAAAGAGCUUAAAAUUUACCGUCUUUCAUUCAUUCGCCAUACAUUACGAUCUCGACAUUGCUGAUUCUAGCAGCAUGCAGGACGCCAGUCAAAUAUGAACCUAGUAUAUGGCCUCGCUCUCCUUGAGUUCUCCGCAACUCAGUGGUAGAGCGCACGCCCCGUGUUUGGGAGGCCAUAGGUUCGAAUCCUGUUGCGCACUCAGAUUUUUUCUUUGUCCUACGCUGGUGACAUGCUGAUUAUUUCAUCUUCACAUUUGUUCACCGAGCUUAAAAUUUACUUUCUUCCAUUCUUUCACCUUAAAUAUUUAUUUGAAACAUUUUUGGGCUUUCUCUUUCUUGGGGAUUUUUUUCAUGAAUCAGUUCAAACAUUAAUUAAAAGCUCGUUUGUAUACAAGUUUUUAGCUGUGAAUCUCAAACACACCUUGCUUUGACUCGUCAAAGUAAUAGACCGAUUUCGAUAAACGAAAAGUAAAAUAACUGACUUAAUUCCGUGGUUGGCAGAAACCGAAACAUUCUUAAGGACUCAUUCUUGAACCUCAAUUUCAUUUCUUUUUUUUCUGAGCCUCGCAGUAAAUGGAAAUCUGUUUAUUACAAGCAAUUAUUACUUAUUGGAUCGUUAUUUCAUGUUUUAUACAACUAGGUGAUAAGUUUUGCGAAACAGAAUAGCACAGCUGUGGAAGCAGGAAUUUUUUUCCAUGGUUACCUGAUGAACUUGGAUUGUCCAGCUGGGGACAAAGUGAAAAACAGUAUCCAAUAAUAUGAACUUAUAUGCAGAGUAAUGAAAAUAAUUUUAUUUUAUUUCUCGCUGGAAGAGUCACUUAACGGGAUUUAUUUCACAGGAGAAUAAGAUGGUGUUGUUGGUGUUCUGGUUUCUCUUACUUGGCUCCAGUUCUACUCAGAGCAAACGUAAGCUUGGGUCUUUUGAUGAUGUAACUUUCUCCGGACUGUAGAGAUUUGAGUUACCGUAUUUUUAGCAAAGCAGUUUUAAAACAGAGCGACAAUAUUUUAGCAACAAUAAUUCUUAGCCCUGCCAAGCCCUUUUAGUUGCUUAAUUAGCUUGAAUUAUUGAUUACAAACGAUUCUUUCAUAACGGGCAACUCCCUAAAACUGAUGGUAAAAUUGGGCCCUGCCAUUCUGUUUUUCACUCCAAGAUGGACAGUCACAAGAUGCCUGCGUAACACUUUCCGUCGUCAGUAGAGAAAAUUGACUAUUUACUUAAGAUAUAUAUAAAGGUAAACAAUUUAUACCCAAAAUAUCUAAAACUUUACUCUAUCCUUAAAAUUGAAAUGACAAAGAACUGUUUGUUCCUCUAGGUUACACAGUCAUCGUUAAAACUUCAAAUGAACUUGGUUCCGGCACGGAUGCGACUGUGAAGAUUAAAAUAAAAGGCACGAGGCUGAACUUAGCCGCAAGGGAGUUAAAAGGCAGCUUUGAAAGGCGCAGGUAUUAUGUCUACUUUAACGAAUAUUGGAUCCAUUCCAUAGUCCCCAUAAAAGUCGGGAAGUACCUCCUACUUCACCCCCUUGUUGUUUUUCCUUGUCACAUAUCCCUUGCGUCUCCGCCCUAUCAUCUGAAACGCCUAGAACAGGCUAGUCAGGAAGACACAACUUAAAUGUUCUGACAAGCCUGAUCUUGAUACUAGCCAAAUUAUCACAUUGUUUACGGGGUUUUCCCAUAAAUCAGGAUCAACUUCUAUAAUUAAUACAUCAUUUUCCCCAGAGACAUUGGUAUAGUCAUCCUUAGUAGUCAAGAAAUCCAUUAACUCAGAUGUCCUGACGGGUUUUUACUAUUUAGUCACUCAAAACGAAUGUCCUCAUAAUGAGUAUCAAAUAUCUCUAAUAUUCUUAGGCCACAUAAUUUUGAGAUAGAAUAUAAUUUGUCUAAUUAUCCUGCAGACCGCCGGAAGUUUUCCAGUUCUCCGACUGGGACUUGGGAUAUGUUAUGGGACUGGACGUUUAUCGUGGUAAUCAGGGUCGUUUUCCUGAUUGGAACCUGGACUAUGUAAGCGCCCGAUCCCGAGGCUUCUCAUGAGCUUAUUUAGUGUUGCAUCUAUCUUCCAAACCAAAAAUCCAGAACACAAAUGCUUGCCCUUGAGAUCUCAGUCAUCAAGGAAAUUAUGCUAUCGCCGCAACUGUCUAACCUGUGUCUAACUUUCCAACGACCGGAUGGGUGGUAGCCGCAAAAGCUGCUUGUUUAUGCUCGUAUUGUUGUAGCCGCCAUCUUUGAUUUUAUGACAGAGGGAGAUUGGGGAGACCAUUUCCUUCUCUCUCUUUUGGAGUUCCAGCCCCGGGGGGGGGGGGGGGGGAGCUCUACCUGUGUUUUAUCUAUCAACGACCGGGGGGGUGGGACGCGGCAAAGUUGUGUUUUUUUGCUUGUGUUGGUGGGGCCGCCCUUUUUUAUUUUUGGCGGAGGGGGGUUUGGGGGGACCCUUUUUUUCUCUCUUUUUUGGGGUUGCCCCCCGGGGGGGGGGGGGGGGGUACUUUAGGAAUUUCUGGGUGGGGCUGUGCCGCUGGCACCCUGGAACCCUUAACCUAUAUCAGAGCUAGUUCAGCUGAAUUUUUCUACCCUAUACUAGAGUAAACUCCCCAAAUCCCCCCUAUCCUUGAGUAGCUGUUUUCCAGAAACUAGUGAGGUCACUAGCACAGUCUAGCCAAAAGAAAACCUUAUACCGCAAUUCCUUGUUUAGAUAAAACCUUCAACCAACUGAUCAGUUUCCUGAAAAAUGAUAACCUACUCUAGACCCAAAUGUUCUGAUUUAUAUACCCUAUCCUAGAGUAAACUGCUUGAAAACCAUACCAUUUACAGCGGCACUUACCUAUAUAGCCCAUAUAUGGCAGUACCCCCCGGUGACCCAACAUGGAACUUUCGAGAGUAAAAACACUCGCGCGCCAAAAGAAAACGCCUUCAUGGACUUACGACCUCCUUUUUUGUAUUUUACAGAUCUACUCGUGCGGCUUGUUAAGUCUGUAUUUUUUGUAGAUUGAUAGACCAAUCCUAAAGCAGAGAGUUAGAACUUUUGGGAAAUUACCUUGCAAUGUGAAUGAUUUCAGGAGUCGUGUGGGUUACGCGCGAAGAGGACUGGGGAUGAGUCAGGGGUCUCAUUUUUCUGCAAAAGAUUACUGCAGUUAACUUCUGUUGACAAUCAAAAAACAAGUAGUUUAACUUUUUUCUAGAUUAUCAUUAAGAUCGCUGGAGCAAAAGACGCCGUAUUUAAUCACGGUGGCAGGGAGAUACACCAUGGAUGGACAAAACUAACUCGUAAGUAUAGUACUGAAGUCUCGGUUUCUGAUUUAAACCCUUCUUAACAGUUUGUUUUUUCCUGGUUUCAGUAUCUUUAACUUUUCUCAUCUGGUAAAUGUUUCUUGUAAUUUCGCCAAAUUACGAAAUCGACAAAUUCAAAAUAGUAAUUUGCUUGCAUUGUUUCAAUGCAUAUUUUGAACUCCAUUAUUUCAGUUUAAUACAGAGUUCAACAUUUUCAAUUAUAGUUUGCUUGCAGAGGUCACGUCAACAUAAUUACUGUUUCAGAUUUUUUAUAGCACCCGCCAGUGCUAUUCGUCCGGUACUGUAAUGCGGAGUAGAGAAUGAGAAGUUACUUAUUUGUACUAAGCUUGCUGUUUUUGUUUUAGUUUCCUGCAACGAUGGAAACGUUAUUAACAGUCAAGGCUAUUGUGAUGGUAUUGUAUCUGGUCUAAUUAUUUCCAAAGCAUCAGCAUUAGUCUCCCUUGCCCUUGACACUCGUGUGCUCUAGACAUUUUCAUGCAUACCUUGAAGAAUGGGCACAUUCGUCGGUCAAGACAAAAUAUGACUUUUUGAAGCCUAACUUUGAAAACAAACACCAAUGUAUGUUAUUUUAUUCGUGUGCAAUACCAUAAUUAUGCAGCUGAUCAAAGGACUGGAAAACUCAGGAGCAGCCAACGUCAAUUUUCGGAAAAUAUCUGUUCGGAAGAAGAUUUGAGAUCUAGAAUUUUCGGAACAUUUUUUGCAAAAUUUCUUGCUAACCUGCCUCUCCUAGCAUUUUCGAACAACUAAAAAUUGGUAUAAUUGCCCAUUUUUAACGGAUUUUUACCCUAGAAAGGUCACCUAGAAUUUUCGGGAGCCCUUUUUCUGGCUGUAAUUUUCGAAAAGGUAAGUUUUGAUCCCUAUAAUUUUCGGAUCACUAGACUUUCAGCUAGGAAAUCCGAACAGAUCAAAAAUUUUUAGGAGAUGCAAAUAUGCCUACAUCUACUGUUUAAAUACUAAAAUACAUGUAACAACACUAUGUUUAAGCGGUUUUGAACUAUAUUCUCGUUGGGUGCCCCUGAAAACUGUUUGUGGUUGUAAUGCCUUGAUAAAGUAAAGGUUAUCCUUGUUUUUACACAAGGGGCAAAUUUGAGGCAAAUGCGGCAUUUACCACCUUUGUCAUUAAUGCAAAAUUAUGGCAAGUUUGGUCCUACGUCAUGAGGCAAAAUUGAGCAAAAUUAAGCUAAUGUGGCUUUUGCAGAUGGUUUGCUCCAAAUUUGCUAUAGAGGUAAAUCCGUUUUUUCGUCCAGUGAAUGAUGCGAAGGGAAGCCCCGUCUUUUCAUACUUUAUGGGAAAGUCUGAUUGGAAAUCAUAAAACUGACAAGAUUGCCAUUGCAUUGCGCAUGAGCUGAACGUUACUGGGCUCGAUUACCAGGAGCUGUUUGGAAAAAUGAGCCUGGAAUAUUUUUUCAAAUUACGUCACUUAUAAGUUUAAAAGUGCCCGCGUCGAGCGCGUGUAAUCGUAAAUCUCAAGGAAGAUUAAAGACCGGACUCGGGAGAGAGGGAGAAAAGUUACAUACUUACAUUACACCGUGCAAACGUCUAUAGUUUAAUUGUUUAAUUUUUUCUUUUCCUUUCAUCACUGAAUACCGUACAUAUAGUGGCAGAUGUGGACGAAUGCAAGAAACCUUAUACUUGCAUCUCACCAGCAAAAUGUGAGAAUACUGUGGGAUCAUACAAGUGUCAUUGCCCUAAAGGCUACGUUUUAAAACCCGGAACUAACAACCAGUGUCAAGGUGCAGUUUUGUAAUUGGUGUUUGUUAUCAUCAGUACCUGAAAGAGUCUAGGGUUGUUUCCCUACCUUGCCUGGGAGACACCUAAAAAAUAAAACGCGACUGAUAAAAGUUGCUUGUUAGAAGAAGACACGAAAGAGGGCUUCCACUCUUCCGCGCUUGCCCUCCUCUCCCUCCACCCGUUCUUAUUUAUUAGUUGUUUAUUUAUCAGUUUAGUUCUAAGUUUAUCGUGUGAUUAACCGUGGAUAAUCACGAUACGGUCCAAGCUAUAUUCAGUAGAUAAAAAGUACAACAGUCACAGAAUUUUUGAACUUGUAAGCGUGUCCCUAGGAGGGCUCCUCAUGCUCCUUGUCGCUUUACUCUCAGGUUACAUGUGCAUUUUCCCUUUCUCUCAAAUUUGUUUGUUCUUCUUUUAACAAAAAUGGUUGCUAAGAACGGACACUUCUUGGUUUAAAGAGUUAAUUAACGGAAAAAAUGAUCAGGAUUGUUACUACUCGUGGAGGCGUAUGGGCGCGCGAGGAGACACGCGAGGGGAGAGGGAGUGUCUCGUGUCCCCCUCAUGUCUCUCUCUCGCGCGUAUCAAGUCAUAUCAUUAUUUAACUAUGAUUCACACAAUUUGAUUGCCGUUGCCCUUCAGAUGUCAACGAAUGUUUACGCCGGGGUCCUUGCAAUUACAGGAGAUCUACCUGCCAGAAUAUUCCCGGAGACUAUCGUUGCAAUUGCAAAGCGGGUUACAGGAAUAAGGAUACCAAGACCUGUAUUAGUAAGUAAAAGUAUGAACUGGAAAUUAGCUCUCUGUUGUGUACCGUUUAAGUGAGAGCGUACUGCUAAACUGUGUAUCUUAAUGGGUAUGUUGCGUAAAAGCUUUAGUAGUCGGGUCAGCACCCCCACCCCCUGAUAUCCUCCAACAAGAAGAUUCCUCAUUUUCUGGUAGAUAUGUUAAAUGUCCCGGCGCUAAGCCGCAGAGAGUGUGUACUCAUUGGGUGCCUCUUUUUCUUGUUUUUUAGAUAUAAAUGAAUGCACUAUGGGUAUUGAUUCAUGUGACAAGACGUCAUCAGAUUGCAUAGACUCAGAUGGAACCUUCUGGUGUCGUUGUAAGAAAGGUUAUUAUCAGGGAGCGAACAACAAGCUCUGUGUAGGUAAGUUGUUUUAGAUGUUUUUCGCAGAACGUAUUUGCGUAUAUGCUGCAUGACUCAAGCUAUGAAACUCUCAUUGUGUUCGGUGCGCGAUCGAGCUAAAACAAUUCAAAGACUGCUCUUUUUCAUAGUGUUUCAUCAAAAAAUACGUAUGUGAGCCUCGCUCAGGGGUCUUUCAUCUUCCCACCACAAGGCCCAGAGAACGGGAAGAAGAGAGACUCUGGGAAGGAGGCUACUGUAACACUCGUAAGCCGUACAGUAAUUCGUGCUUUUUUUCAUAAAUACAUAUCACAUUCGCAUAAUUACAGGUGCAUGUACAGAUUUGACACUUGAAAUGAUGGUUUAUCCAUAAUAAAAUCACUCGGUGCAACAAUGAAGACUCAAACACGUGAAAGUAAUGAACUGAGUACUGAUAAAAAAAAAAAAGUAUGGCUAACCACACGGCGAAAGACAUGACAGUGAUCAAAGACACGGAUCUAAACACACUACUUGAGGAAAGAGUCUUUACAGGUAACAUGACAAUACUACGGCUUAUUAUGAAGAAUACAACAACAUAAUAGGACUUACCUGACCAAUCAAGAGUCACAUAGUUGAUCCCAUCAAUUACUACGCUUUUCACAAACAUGCGAACCCUAAAGUUCAAAAACCAAUUUCACAAUUACGUUUUUCGCUGCCGUCAAUCAUAACUACGAUCACAAGCAACGAACCUUGAAACACAGAAACAUACAAAACGGAUCGAAAUUCACUAAUCACAAAUCACAAACCAUGACCUUUUGAACCCGCUAAAGUAAAGUUUUGUUUCCUAAGAGGUCAGUUAAGAUGAUUGACGGCAGCGAAAAACGCAAUCGUCAGUGGCUUUUGAACUUCAGAAUUCGCAUGUUUGUGAAAAGAGCAGUAAUAAAAGGUACACAACUCUUUUUAACUCUUGUGAUUAAAUUCCUCAGAGACCAGUCGAAAGAUGACAUCAGUUUUUGCCACCACUUGUUUCAUUUGUGCUUACACUCACCCAAAGAUUGUAUUCCCUAACCUACCUAUGUUUUUCUUUUCUAUUAGCCGUGGAAUGUGGCCCCAUAGUACCCCCCGCUAGUGGCACAUUUGAGCCUGCGCGCUGCACUCAAGUCAACUCUAAUGUCUUCAGAGACAAAUGUCACUUGAAAUGUCACGAGGGAUAUGCUAUUUCUGACGUCUCACAGGGAACCCUAACCUGCGGUAGUAGAGGGCGCUGGGAGGGAACCGUAGGAACUUGCCAACGUGAGUAUAAUUACGCCAGGUACACGGAAUACGUUUUGCAAGUUUGAAUAUUUAAGCGACUUAUUUCCGAAAGGAAACAGGCACACAAGUUUGCAUUUGUUACAAAGUCUGAAAACGUACCUUUUUCCCACUUCCUUUUUCCUCAAUUUUAAGUCUAGUUAUCACCUCCAUUUGGGGCAAUAUGGGCCAAACAGUUAACCAUCAAUGUUCUCAUGAUGGCAUAUUUACCUCUUCCCUUACUCUGAAGUAUCAACCUCGAGAAGGUUUAAAGGUUUUGUCACUUCUCUACGAAAAGCUAUCUUACGGUUUAAAUUUUUUUCCACUGCUGGGACUGCUCAUUCCAUCAAUGACCGUUACUUAAGGAAGAUCAUAAUGAACUUAAGUCUGUCUGUCUCAUUGUUUCACCAGCUGUCUCUUGCCCAAAACUGCCCGCCUUUUCUAAUGGAGGCUUACUGCCGUCAUCAUGCACGUCAUCUGGUGGUAAAUACCCAAACAAGUGUUCGUACUACUGUUCCAGCGGUUACUCUCUUCAAGGUGGCCAAUUCCGACAGUGUCAAGCAGAUGGGACCUGGGACGGAACCGCGCCAACUUGUACAAAAAGUAAAGAAGACAUGUGGCUUUGUGUUCCAUUGCUUUAAUUUGUUUGAAUUGAUCUUAUAUGAAAACAAAUUGUUUUCUUCUUCCCAAGAUAAACUGAAUUUUUUGUUUAAAAUCUUUAAUUGAGGCAAGAAAGAAUAUAUUUACAAAAUUCAGGAUUUUGCAUGUGCCUUAAGUGUGUCUUAGAUCACUACUGUUUGUUUGAUUUUAGUUUUGGCUAAGCCGUGGAUCAGAUGUCCAGAUCACAUAAUUCUGGACUUACUCCCAGGAAAAUCAUCAGCUGACGUCAGCAGUGUGUGGAAGGAGCCAACGUCAAACGUUGAACCAGCACAAAUAACAAUCAGUCCACCUGAAAUAUCCUCUAGUUACCAGUUCCCGCCCGGCACAACAAAGGUCACGUGGACCGCAAGUAAUGUUGAAGGAUCGCAACGCUGCUCGUCGUAUGUAAUCAUUUACGGUAAUUUCAGCCUUUUUCAUGUUCCUUUAAGUGCACCAUAAUAAAUAGAAUGACGUGUGUGGAGAUAAGAAAUCAUAAAAGAAUUCUGAGUACUAGAUGGGAAUUGAACCCAUGACAUUCCAGAUACUGGUCAGAUGCUCUAACCACUGAGCUACGAAGACCUCCAAUGAUGAGCGGGUCAUUUGUGGGCUGACAUAACGAUUGCAUCUCGCAGUCACAUUAUGUCAAAUAAACACACGAUUUAACUGCAUCAUCAGUCACGUAAGUACUCUCUGAGUGAUAAAUAAUAAAUUGAAUGAUAUGUGUGGAGAGAACUCAGAAAAAAAAUUCUGGGCAUGAGUUCUAGAUGGUCAUUGAACCCACGACCUUCCAGUCACUAACAACAUCAUUCUGUUUAUGUGGAUACGUGGUGAUAGAGUGGUUUUCGUUUGAGUGUCGUAAAACCAAAACCAAAGUAAUUACUCUGGCCAAUCACAUAGGACACAGACAAUACAUUGAACCAAUCAAAACUCGAAGUAAUUUCAUGUGGCUGACGCAAAGCGCGGGAAAAUGCAUGCGAGCGCGUCACAAUUGGCUUUGGUUUUACUUCUGAUUGGAUGAAAAGGUGGCGCAAAUCUUUUAAGCCAAUCGCAUCGUGUAGAAAGUGAAAAACCAAUUACUUUUCGACACUCAAAUGAAAACCGCUCUAUUGUGUCGACCUAAGCCAUUAAUCAUUACUCUCACUUCAAGAUCAGGGACCCCAGGACUGGUAGGACCAAACUGGGUCUAGAAUCCAGAUAGUUAUCUUUUUUUUCCCAUAAUGAUACAGAGUAACACAUCUUCACAAUAAACUGUUUGCGUUCAUUAUAUUUAGAUAAGGAAGCUCCGACGGUAGCAAAUUGUCCUCAAGAAAUUCUUGAAAUAAGCAGUGGUCCCAAGGCGGUGACCUGGGUAGAACCGACCUUCAGGGACAAUGUGAAAGUCACAAAAAUAGACACCUCACACACUAGCGGCAGCAUCUUUGAGAUGGGAUCCACAUAUGUCAGCUAUACCGCUGAAGACGCUGCUAGGAAUACAGCCUUUUGUAAAUUCAAGGUCCAACUCAAACGUAAGUUCUAAUGGCUUAUCUCACUGAAUUUCGUCUUCAUCGCCUUAAAGUUUUUGUUAAAAUGUUACUGAAAGCAUUUGUUUCAACGUGUACUCAAUAUGUUUGCUUAAGUUGUGUGCAAAUGUAACGUGUAGCACUAAGACGGUGUUCACACCAGUGUAGAUGUUCUCGGGUGGUCCUUUAACGUGGACUUAGGAUGUCUCUCAGUUUUGAGACUGAAUUUAAGCUGAUGUGGUGCCUUUUAGGGCUGUCCAAGGUUUCUAGCCAAAAAGGUUUGAAAUUAUUUGUUAUGUAACAAUGGGUAUACCACUUAGGAGUCAAAUUCCAACACAAUUUAAUGAACUCUUUAAUGAACUUUAAUGAACACGUUUAAACGAGUUCAUAUGAACUCCUAGGUGCUUCGUGGGUAAACAAGCAAUUGACAAUUGACAAUUGACAAUUAACUCGAAACUAUAUUAUUUGAGAAUGCGUUCUUAUUUACACUUUUGUCAGUUGAAAAUCAUAUUUUCCUUUUUUGAUCACAAAGCCGAAGAUUCCCCUAUUUCAUGUGAUAUCACCACUGGUUAUAUCCUAAAGGGGUAUUUUAUUUUAUAGGGCUAGAGUGUUAUGAACCGAACGGGCCUGACGGUGGCACUAAACAAUGCAACGAGUUUGGUGGUAGUAAAUUCUGCACAGUAACUUGCAAUAGCGGAAGUCAGCUGUACCGAGAAGCUGCAUCUUACUGGCAGUGUAAGAAAGGAGUCUGGACACCCAAUGAUGUCAUUCCUGACUGCGUUGGUAAGACAAACCCUGACAAACCACAUCAGUAGUGCUUUUUAUUGAGAAGAAGUGUAGUCGCGACUAGUUUGUGAAGAUGGGCAGUGGCACAAUGAAAGAUAAAAGAUAGCGUAAAUUUUAUAGAGAACAUUCUGUUUUAAAAGUUAAGUGACUAUGCCCAACAUUACUAACAAAGGAGGUGUAUCCAGAAACCCUGGGUCAAAUAUUUUUUAGGCAUUAGAAAAGAGUGUAAGGGGUCUUAGUUAUGAGAGAAAUAUUUCGGAAAUAUAAUUUGAUGUAUUUUUCACUUUUCAUGUGGUUUUCUUCACUGAUUUUGAGGUAAUCAAAUUUUAGGUUUUGAGAGAAAAGUCUUUAUGCAUACGUUACACAAGAAAAUUUCACCACCAAGCCUCAUUAUGAAUCAAAAAUUAGCCGAGUUUCAUAGAAAUGAAUUCCCAAGGCAGUAGAGUUGAAAAGAAUACCCAAGCACAAAAAGUGCAAAUGAAAAAAAAUUGGUUCACAAACUAGGCUUUGGUGGUGAAAUUUACUCGUCUGACGUAGCCAUGUAUAAGGGUGUAUUCUUUAACACACGUGAAUUUUCAUUCGGUUUGGAAAUUAACGAAUUUUAACGUCGUCAUAGAGUUAUAAGAUAGUUUGUACGUUGACCUGAUAGCGCGUCGGACCAAGAUGAAGGUUAUUACAUUCAUCUGCUGGACCUGAUAAGUAAAUAAAAAACUGAGAUAAACUGCAGAAGACCUCAGUGCUUGCACGUUACAAGUUAACGUUGUCGCCCAGUAAAACAAAAUGCAUUAAGGUCUCGGUAAAGGAAAACGAGGUGCCCACAGAAAAAAAUAUAGUCGUUCGAGUAUUUUCGCUACAAAGGCAAGUUAUAUAUCAAAUUAAAGCUAAAAGACUAAAUUACCUUAUAAAGAUUUUGUUUCAUCGAAUUUCAAAAGGCGCUUAAGUUUUUUGCUCUCGAACUCAGAGGUAUCGAGUUUACUGCUGAAGCUCCAAUCCUUUUGCGUUGUAAAUAUUCACUUCCUUUUUAUUGCAUCUGAUUGACAGAUAAAAGACCUAAAAAAGGGUGUGACGAAUUUGCAUAUGUCUCGUAUUAGCGGAAUUAUUGCAUUUCAAACUAAAAAGUCGAAUCUCCAGCGCGAUUUACGCAAAGAAACUGACAUAAAAUGAGUUACAAAGGGAAAUCGGAAAUUUUUAGGUCUUUUAUCUGUCAAUCAGAUGCAAUAAAAAGGAAGUGAAUAUGUAACAACGCGAAAGGGCUGGAGCUUCAGCAGUAUACUCGAUACCACUGAGUUCGAGAGCAAAAAACUUAAGCGCCUUUUGAAAUUCGAUGAAAUAAAAUCUUUUAUAAGGUAAUUUAAUCUUUUAGCUUUAAUUUGAUAUAUAACUUGCGAAAAUACUCGCGCGACUAGAAUUUUUUUCUGUGGGCACCUCGUUUUCCUUUACCAAGACCUUAAAUUGAUAUUUACGAGACUAUUGUAAAUAAUACUUACAUUCAAUUUAAAGUAGUAUCCUCACGUCUUUUACAGAGGCCAGCCUGAAAGAUCCAAAUACCUCCUGCCAGGAAAAUCAAUUCGUGAUGAAUAUCACAAAUGUAUUUGGAACUAACUUGUACUGUGGUAAGAAAUAGAAUGGCUGUCUAGUCGUCCAUCGCUUGUUUUUGUCGGGGUCUUAUAAGAAAGCGAAUCUUUAUAUCUUUAAAGGGUCUUUAUGCUUUUUGCAAAAUAAAUCUCAUUGGCUCCGUUCAGUGUUUGACUUCUAAAGACAGAAGGAACUCUCAGUACAUAUUGAUUUAGCCAAGCCUAAUAGCGGAGCCUCCGUUUCCUUCACUAAGAUUUUGCCUGCAAACAAAAAACUUUAAACCACAGGAAAGUGUUGCACAUAAGCUUUCAUUUAAGUAUACAGUCAUAAUCACACUUAAGACAUUUCAUACAGGGAAUUAGUAGCUGGGGAGAUCUUAAACUACACGGAAGAACUGCUCAAGAAUAUUUCAGAUCGAUAAAUUGGUCUAAGGGCCUGUUUACAUGGAGGUGGGGGAUCCCAAGUAGGUGAGGUAACCCGCUUAGGUGGGGUAACCCGCCUGUCCAAAUAAUCUCUCAUUUUAAUGUGAUCACGUUUACAUGUUAGGUGGGGUAACUUGACACAUGUUACCUCACCUAUCCGGGUUCCCCCACCUUCAUGUAAAUAGCCCCUAAUAUCGACACAUUCCAUAGCUAAAUGUCCCACCGGGGCAUACAAAUCCUCCAUUACCGACUGCAACCCUUGUCCUGCGGGAUCCUAUAAUGACCAGCAAGGACAACUGCAAUGCACUCUUUGUCCCACGGGAACUUCGUCUCUACCUGGAGCCAAGUCAGCCUUGGAUUGUAAAGGUAGGUUUCACUUUGCUCCUCCAAGUUAUCCUAUUAGUUGACGUCGCUAAAUUAAGGAGUUCUGUUAUUUCUUUUGUAUAAUGAGUUUUAGCUUCGCAGUACAUGUUUGGAAUAUACGAGCAAGAGAAAUUAAAUAAUGUUUGUGCUCUUUAGGUAGUAAAGGCUGCGAUGUCAUAGCUUUAAAGUUUAAAGUAGAGGUCAGGUGAAGCAUGACGAGCAUAGAGAUAAAACGUCAUAAUCAUCACAAAAUAACUCAAUUUCCGAAAAAAGUGAAAUUUACCUUCUUUCCUUAUGACACUUUGUGUAAAACGUUUUGCACUUAAAAUAAACGAGAAGGGAAAAAGAAAAUGUUAUUUCCUUUCCUUUCUUUUUGUGCAACCUUUUCUUAAACCUUUUUUUCACAAGUAUCCCCGAAACCAAGUGCUAUGCGUUAUUAGCAUGAAUAGAAAAUACUUAAUUUCAUUUCGGUUAGUAAACAGAGAACGGCGCUUUCAGCUGCUUCUAGCAAAAGUUUUUUUCUAGGAGCUAUGGUUCUGCCAACUUAAUAUCACGAUGUACAAGGUAUGUUCCUAUUUCACGUGUCAUCUAUAUCGUGGCUCAUCUUUCUUCUUAGCCCCAUGCACUGCUGGUCAGUUCUCUAAGACUGGACUGGGACCGAAUUGUCAGUAUUGCCCACGUGAUAGCUAUCAGGACAAAGUCCAACAAAAGAGCUGCACGCCAUGUCCUAAUGAUACUCAUACUCUCUCACUGGGCGCCAAAUCACUGGCUGAAUGUGGAGGUUAGUAGUACAACGAGCUGUCAAGAACCAUGUAGGGCAGUUCUCAGUUUGUAACACUGUUUGAAAUCUACUGGAGUCAACAUGACCCAGUAAAUGUCAUUUUUGUUGACCGACAGGCUGUUUGCAUGAAUUGGUGGGGUCUUUUCACCAUAAUUAUAACGUUACACAAAGUACCACGAAUUUAUUUAACUCUGCAUUAGAGCUGAUAAGAUCAGUCUUAUCCGGUUCUGUUUUCAGCGAGGCCCAAAGUGAACCGAAUGGUACCAGUGGUAGCUAACAUAAAAGAAGGCGAAAGUGUGUCAGUAGUUUGUUACGCUAGUGGAACCCCAACACCCAGCUACUUCUGGAAAUUCUUGAAAAACAUACCGGGUAAGUUUCUCACUCGGUAUUGAGAGCGGAAAUGUUUCCGUGACGGCUUUGGGCGAUUUCACACGCCGCACCUUCAAGGCCGCUUACAGGGCCAUGAUCACAGGAUUGCUUGAGAGAACGCAAUAAAAAGCAAAACAAAAGAAGUGCAGUAUACGGGGGUCCAAUGAAAUUACAGAGCUGUGACUCUUCUGACGGCUUUAUCUUCCUCUGAUUGCAGAGGACUUUGCUUUAUAAUUGAAGGUCAGUUUAGGCACAGGUCAAAAGAGAGCAAACGUGCCUUUGUGGUUAUUUCUGUAUUAUCUGAGUAGCUUAUUAGAAAAUAAAAAAAGUUUCUAAUUAACAAAUCGACAGCAAUUUUCCAUAGUCAGUGUACUCUUAUCGAUCAUAGACUUGGUUUUGCAGUGAAACCACGAGCGGGUGGCGAGUGGUUCCACUUGAGUUCUGAACAUUUUGACGUCAUUUUCUAUGGUCGAUAAGAGUACAGAUCAUGGAAAACUGUUGUCAAUUUGUUUUUAAUUACAACAACAUUGACAGUCGGUAUAUCCAUUUCCGUUUAAAUUUCUCGGAAAGUCGCGCGCUCGAGGAAAAAAGAGGGAAAAAAACCCGGAUAGCCCCACCAUCACGUCAUUUCCACGGUCUGUACUCUUAUCGAACUUAGCUCUCCACCAAUCUGCGCGAGAGAAAUCACGCGAUUGUUUGAAAAAAAAAAAGAUUUUUAGACCAGCCUCGUUCCCAGGGUCCCUCUGCUUCCCGUCGCUCCAGGAGACGGAAAGGAGAGAGUCUGAGAAAGAGGUUGUUUUGGGAGAUUUAAAAAAACGUUUUCCAACAAAGUGCAAUCAUGAAAGGUUAUGUAAAUAUGAAAGUGAAUAUUGUUAUCUGUUGGGAAUAAAAUACGGAAAUAAAUAAAAGCAUGGAGAAAGAAACUGCCGAGCAAAAUAAAACGCCGAAAUCUAUCAAAAUUUAUCCUGAAUUCAUUUUUAUCAUGUUUAAAGCUGCUGGUGUGAUUGCAAAAGAAAUUCAUAGUGAUAAACAUUCUGGGUGGCUGUUCUAAUCAUAUUUCAUUUCAUUGAAGCGAGUUUCCUUGGUAGCAUGUCCCAGACCAGCAUUAAAGACGGCAUUGGUGUGGUGAUUGGUUCAAAGCUGACUAUCACUGGUGCUACGUAUGAGAACUCGGGUUUAUACGAGUGCCGUGUUUCGAAUACGCAUGGAGAGCACACAGCACUUGCUCAGGUUAAUGUAGCAAAAGUGAUUGACAUAGGCUCUGGCUUGGACGAACCGCUUUAA